This is a messenger RNA of Porites evermanni, 405 nucleotides long. NCBI's taxonomy places the organism in Eukaryota, Metazoa, Cnidaria, Anthozoa, Scleractinia, Poritidae. The record is from the annotation of a GenBank genome assembly.
AUGGCCCUUUCAAGUACCAAGCAACACAGCCGUAUAUCAUCUUUUGUAACCAUUCGCUUCUUCCAGCCAAAUGACAGAGAAGCUUGUCAGAAAAUAUUCGUAGAUGGAAGCAACGAGAGUGUAAAGGAUAAGUGUUUGUUUUUUCUGAGGAUAGUAACAUGGUAUUUUGCUGUAGGAGCUGUUCCUGCCUCAUUCACAGCAAUCAUAUGGUCACCUUGGAUUUUAGCAGUAUAUUUUCUUCUUGCGUUUUUAUUAUUCGUAUACCCCAUCAUUUACUGGUUGAGCAUUUUCAAAAGCUGGCAGAAAUCCAGGUUAAAUACAAAGUUUAGUUUGUCUGACGGAGGGCAAAUUUGGGUUGCAGAGUUAAAUAGUAAAGUUGUGGGGAUGGUGCCGACUCACUCCUAA